Lonchura striata (white-rumped munia) is the source of this 1242-nucleotide messenger RNA. NCBI's taxonomy places the organism in Eukaryota, Metazoa, Chordata, Aves, Passeriformes, Estrildidae. The record is from RefSeq and is a predicted model, not a curated record.
AUGAAGAUGUUGCUUUUCCUGUGUCUUUUACUUGUUGGAAUACAUUCCAACAUUUAUUGCUAUGAGCCUUAUCAACAAGGGGUAAGAAACCAGAAUCAAAGAGCACAAGGAAACCAAAACAUGCCAUUGCAGAGUGUAACGAACAGUGUUUGUCGAUUUGCAUGUUGUUUCUACAAAGAAAUAUCUUCUCGUGAAAACAAUGGAAAUGUUUUCUUCUCUCCUUUGAGCAUCUCUACUGCCUUUGCCAUGCUGACUCUGGGUGCCAGAUCAGACACCCUGACACAGAUUCUUAGGGUCCUUUGCUUUAACCCUCGUCAGAUUUCUGAAAAUGACAUACAUGAAGGUUAUCGUCAACUCAUGCAAAUGGUAAACAGAAGGAAUGGGGGGUUACAGUUGAAUAUGGGAAAUGUUCUGUUUGUGCUUGAUCGACUGAAGCCACAAGAAAGAUUUUUAAAUGAUCUCAGAAACUUCUAUGAAGGAGAAGCUUAUCCUAUGAACUUCAAGAAGGCUGAUCAAGCCCAGCUAAAGAUCAAUGAAUAUGUGGCAAGAAGAACGAAUGGAAAAAUCAGGGACCUCGUAAAUAACCUAGAUCCACUUACUGAAAUUCUCCUUAUUAGCUAUAUCUAUUUUAACGCUGAAUGGGAAAAACCUUUUGAUCCAAAAUACACUAAAAUGAGCAAAUUUUUUGCGGAUGGGAACAAGGUUGUUGAAGUCCCCAUGAUGUUUGGAAUGGGCCUGUUCAAGCAUGGCUAUGAUGAGCAGCUGUCUUCCACUGUGGUGCAAAUGGAUUACAAAGGAGGUGCUUCAGCAUUUUUUAUUCUGCCUGAUAGAGGAAGAAUGAGGAAGCUGGAGAAAAGAUUGUCUUGUGAACAUUUGUCAAGGUGGUCGACAUUAGUCACAAAAAGCUCAGUAAAUUUGUAUCUUCCGAAAUUCACGCUUUAUGGGACAUAUAACCUAAAAGAUAUCUUAUAUAAAAUGGGCAUCAUGGAUCUAUUCACGGACAAGGCUGACCUCUCUGGGAUCACUGGGCAGCCCCAGCACAGAAUUUCCCAGGCUAUUCAUAAGGCUGUGGUAAAGGUGGAUGAGACUGGCACCGAAGCUGCAGCUGCCACUGGCAUGGAAAUAGUGCCUAUGUCCGUUCCAGUUACUGUUAUAUUCGACAGGCCCUUCCUAAUGGUCAUAACUAUGGAUAAGACUAUACUCUUCAUGGGAAAAAUUGUGAACCCUCUGAAAAAAAAUUAA